Messenger RNA from Phymastichus coffea, 4162 nucleotides. It is a transcript of the gene sff, whose product is annotated as serine/threonine-protein kinase BRSK2. Gene Ontology annotation, biological process: microtubule cytoskeleton organization; protein phosphorylation; intracellular signal transduction. The transcript has 15 exons. Bases 554 to 2947 code for a protein of 797 amino acids. Gene Ontology annotation, cellular component: cytoplasm. The record is from RefSeq and is a predicted model, not a curated record. Lineage: Eukaryota; Metazoa; Arthropoda; Insecta; Hymenoptera; Eulophidae. Gene Ontology annotation, molecular function: tau-protein kinase activity; protein serine/threonine kinase activity; ATP binding.
GGGAGUUUUCUGCUUCGUCGUCAUCGAGUCAUGAGUAAUAUUAAACUAUUUAACUAUUUUAGUUUGUUCCAUUAGCAAUCAGACAACAAAAUCAUUUGAUAGUUUUUUUAUUACUUAUCAUAAAAAAAAGAUAAGUUCUUAUACUAGUACUGCUUAUCCACAGUCUAUAAUAUAAUUAAUUAUUUGUUAAGGUUAUUAGGAACUAUCAGUGAAAUAUUCUAAAAUUGUCCAACCGAUUUUGUUAUUUUUAAUGCAUGGGUUCGUGAUCACCGUUUGACUAUUGAUCGACUGAUGCUAAUUUGAAUCAUGUUAUUAUUGUAAAACAUUUAAAAUAGCAGAUGGUACAAAUAUUCAAUAAAAUAUAAAAAUGUUGAAGACACCAAUGAAAUUAGAUGAAAUGGAAAAAUUUUCAAAUGAACUAUAAAAUAAUUACGAAGUCAAUAUGCACUCUAAAACUAAGGGUAAAAUUGUAAGUUUUAAAAAUAUUACACGACGUAAAUCACGAUGCUAAAUAAAAGGUCAUAGAUUUCAUUAAGGUAAGCAAAUAAAGUACAUGAUGCAGCAAAGUAAACAAAAUCCAACAGGAUCGUGCAACCAAGAUAGUUAUCAAUACGUUGGUCCUUAUAGACUUGAAAAGACCUUAGGCAAGGGACAGACUGGUUUGGUAAAACUAGGGGUGCAUUGCGUUUCCGGAAAAAAAGUGGCAAUCAAGAUUAUCAACAGAGAAAAAUUAUCGGAAUCAGUGUUAAUUAAAGUAGAAAGGGAAAUUGCUAUUAUGAAGCUUAUAGAUCAUCCUCAUGUUCUGGGUCUAUCUGAUGUUUACGAAAAUAAGAAAUAUCUGUAUCUAGUUUUGGAACAUGUUUCUGGUGGUGAAUUGUUUGAUUAUUUAGUCAAGAAAGGAAGACUCACGCCUAAAGAAGCAAGACGAUUUUUCAGACAAAUAAUAUCAGCACUCGACUUCUGCCACAGUCACAGCAUAUGUCACCGUGAUUUAAAACCAGAAAAUUUACUUCUCGAUGAGAAAAAUAACAUUAAAAUAGCUGAUUUUGGAAUGGCUUCUUUACAACCAGCUGGUUCUAUGCUUGAAACAAGUUGUGGAUCACCUCAUUAUGCUUGCCCUGAAGUAAUUAGAGGAGAAAAAUAUGAUGGGAGAAAAGCCGAUGUUUGGUCUUGUGGAGUAAUUUUAUAUGCACUGCUUGUUGGAGCCUUACCGUUCGAUGACGACAAUUUAAGGCAAUUACUUGAAAAAGUAAAACGUGGUGUGUUUCAUAUCCCACAUUUUGUUCCUCCAGAUUGCCAAAGUCUUUUAAGGGGUAUGAUAGAAGUUAAUCCUGAAAAACGACUAACUUUAGCCGACAUAAACCGCCAUGUGUGGGUAACAGCAGCUGGAAAAGGAGAGUUAGAACUAGAACUUUCCAUGAUGGAUGUAGUACAAACGCAUGUUAUUCCGUCCGAAGAUGCUAUAGAUCCUGAUGUCCUACAAGCUAUAGCGAGCCUUGGCUGUUUUAAAGAACGAGAAAAACUCAUUAAAGAACUCCUUAGUCUGAACCACAAUACAGAAAAAGUAAUUUAUUUUCUACUUCUUGAAAGAAAACGUAAAAGACCGGCUUGUGAAGAUGAACUAGAAAUAAUGAAGAAUGCUGCAAGAGGUACGCUUAAUCAACAAGAAGAUCCACCAAAGAAACGCAUUGAUACUUGCCGGAUCAAUGGCAACAGUAAUUUUAAUUUAGGACAAAUAAGUCAUGGUUCGCCAUUAACACCCAGAAGACAAUCUAGCAUAAGGCAUCAUGCUAAAAGAUCUUCCAGUGGAACAUAUAUUAAUGUAACGAAUUACGUUACAUCAACACCGAAUACAUCACCACUUCAUGUAACAAAUGCAAUUGGCUGCCAUAAAACGGUAUCAUCUGCGCUAAAUACUCGAACAAAUAGUCCAAGACGAAUAUCUUCAUCCAAUGCUACUGGUCAUGAAAGUAUUAAUGAAUCAAAUUUAUCAACGCCUUCUUCUCUAACAAAUAUUGACGUUAACGAUGUUCAACCAGUUAUUAGCGUGAACGAUGUUCCUUCAGGAUCUCCUCACGCUGCAACCAGUUCAGGUGUACAUCAUUGGCGAUCAAGACUUAGUACAAUAAAGAAUUCUUUCCUUGGAAGUCCACGUUUCCAUAGACGCAAAUUAUUAACAAAUGUGGAUGACGUGAGCGUUCAACUUACUCCAGAAUCUUCGCCAGAAUUGACAAAAAAAUCUUGGUUUGGAAAUCUGAUGACUACCGAAAAAGAUGAAACAUAUACAGUAUUAGUAAAAGGGAAACCUAUCGCUACUCUUAAAGCUGAUUUGAUCCACGCCUUUCUUUCGAUAGCUGAACUAUCCCACAAUGUAAAUUCUCCUAUGUCAUUCAGAGUAGAAUACAGAAGAAACAGUACCGGGCCCGUAAUGUUUCAAAGGCAGGUCCGUUUUCAAGUUGAUAUAAGUGAAAUUUCCAAACAAUCAUCAGAUUCUCUUUUUGCAAUAACUUUUACACUCCACAAUGGAAACAUUCGACGGUUUCGAAGGAUAUGUGAACAUAUACAAUCCCAAGUUUGUGGAAAAAGCACAAUGAUUCAUCUUGGGGCAUGUUGCAAAGGGACCGUGUCAAGUCCUCGAUCAUCAAGAAAGCAUUCAUUAGAAAUGAGUGAAAGUUCUAGUUGCGGAAGUGAUACUAGCGAUAGGUUAUUGCUAACUUCCCAGUCUAUCACAAGACAAAUUAAUUCAGACCUGGAAUCGGAUCGUACAAAGUUUGAAUCUCAAUCUGCAGUAGAGGAAAACAAGAACUCUUCUUGCUCGACGUUGCCGAUUGAAAAUAAAGAUGCUAGAAUAAUAAACAGCCAGGCAAGUAGCGAUAAAAUUGAGGCAUACCAAAACAACAUGGAAGAGCAAUUCACGAAAACCCAGAGUGAUACCAACGUGGCGUGAUACAACCAAAUUUAUAUUCUUUUUCUUCAUCAUUCUAACAGAAGACUUUAUUAUUGUAUUUUUUCGACACUCCGUGCGCAAAGUGCGUCUUUCCCGCACGCUCGGCAGAAAACGUGCGUUGAAAAUCGCACUUUCCACACGUCGUAUCAAAAGAUACGGUACGGCACAUGUUCGGGAAAGAGUUUCUCGUCUCGUGUCCCCUUCCACCCUCGCUUCGCUCGGGUGUAAACGCCACACGAGACCAGAAUCUACUUUCCCGCACUUGUAUCGUAAUGUACUAUUAUUGUGUACUUUUCGUUUACUCCUAUAUUUGAGUUUGUAAAAAUUAUAUUUUAUUGAUGAAUGAAUCGGCUUCAUUUUAAAUGAAAUUGUAACAAGCUUCAAAAAUUUCACUAAAGUUUGCGCGUUUUUUAAUAGUGAAGAAUAUUUUAUGAUAUAAUUUACUGAAUUAAAUUGGAUAUUUUCAAACAGUUGUAUGGAAAUUCAUAUAUAUCUUAUAAUAUAACAACAGUAAUCAAGUAGGCAUACAUUAGAAAUUGAAAUUAGUAUUCAUUUCUAUUUUCUGUUAUAUAUAUAUAAGAAUCAUCGACGCCAAUAUUCGUAAUUAAAUUACCUGCAUCAAUAUUAUAAGUGUAUAAUAUAUACCUAUUUUUUUAAUGCUUUCACAAUCAUAGUUUAUCAAAUAAAGAAACACGUUGACACUUAUUAAUAAUGAAAACAUGAUAAGCUUUGCUUGAGUAUACUGCCUUUAUAAUAUUGAAUAUUGUAUUUUUCUCUUUUCAAAUGUAUUUAGAUUAUAAAUAAAAUGUUUUCUUACAACGGAUGAGAUUAAAACCUAAUAAAAUAUAUUUGUUAGUUUAUGAAACAUUUGAAAAAAUUUGAAUUUUUCUAUAAUUUCAUUUUGAAAAGCCAUCAAUGAAACUUUUUUAAUAUGUUAAUAAAAAUAUUAUACAAUAAGUAUAAAUAAAACAUUUUUUGACAAACUCAUCUCAAUAUUUGAAAUUUGAGACUGAGUUCCUCUGCAAAUAAAGUUUGUAUAAAAUUUUGAAAGUAUUGAUAAUUGACGAUGUAAGAAUUAAGAAAUUCAUAUCCUAAACUUUCGUUUUUUAUUUGAUCACUUACCGUAUUUUAUUUUUGUAAGAGAUUAGUUUUUUUGGGGGGGAUAAUGGAAAAGAGUUGCAUGAAACUACUCUUUUAAUACAAAAUCUGUGUAAC